Molecule: messenger RNA, 1069 nt
Organism: Perkinsus marinus ATCC 50983
Lineage: Eukaryota; Perkinsozoa; Perkinsida; Perkinsidae
Product: splice factor, putative
Exons: 6
Coding region: 41-784 (247 amino acids)
Cellular component (GO): nucleus; cytoplasm
Molecular function (GO): mRNA binding
Source: RefSeq, a predicted model, not a curated record
GAAGAACUAAGGAGGUUCAUUGCGACGCUAAUCCCCUAAAAUGGUCAACCAAGCUUGUUGUGUGUACGUUGGCAGUCUGGAUUUUGAGGUUACUGAGACUCAGCUUGGUGAUCACAUGAAGUCCGCUGGUGAGGUGGAGUCGGUCGACAUCUUGACUCGUAGAGACGGCAGAUCUAAAGGUUGCGCUCUUGUCGAAUACAAGACCGAGGAAGCUGCUGAGAAGGCUAUUGAUACCCUCAAUGACACCGAGGUCGGCACACGCAAGAUAUUCGUCCGAGAGGACCGCGGGCCCAUCGAGGAGAUGGAUCGAGAUGCUGCUGCUGCUACCCGACAGGGGAAGGGCAAGGGUGGAAAAGGAAAGGGUAAAGGGAAGGGUAAAGGCUUCAAGGGUCGAGACAGAAUCCGUCCCUUGAAGGUCGGCGAGAAGGAUGUUCACAGGUUGAUCUAUGUUGGCAAUUUACCGUGGAGGACCGCCUGGCAAGACUUGAAGGAUCUUUUCCGCGAAUGCGGAGAAAUGAUUCGCGUCGAUGUGGCCGAGGGUUGGGAUGGAAGGUCGAAGGGCUUCGCCACGAUCCUCUUCCAAGAUGCUGAAGGAGCUCAAAAGGCUAUUGAAAAGUUCAAUGGUUACGAGUUCCAAGGACGUAAGAUGUUCGUUCGUGAGGAUCAAUUCUUGAAGGAGGACGGCACUUAUACUAGAAGCCGCAGAUCAAGCAGUCAGAAGGAAGCUGAUAAUGGCCCUACUCAAAAGGCACCGGUCGUCGACACCGAUGAUCGUGACGACUAAGUCGAGGCGUGUACCUCGCCACCUGUUCUCCUUUUAUCACUGCUGAAAUCACCAUAAGUAUAGUGACUAUAAGUUGGUGAAUAUGGUGGUUAUGUAGGGACUCGUGUAAGAAGUUGCCUUUUUAUGUAAGGCUACAUCGAUUUUCUUUCAUCGCGAAGGUUAUCGUUAGUUGUUGUAGUUGAAAUGGAGAGUAUUUGAGUAUCAAUUUAUGAGUUAGAAGAAGCUAGUUAUUACGAUACAGCGCAUCGCUACUCGCAAGUUGAAGAAUACAAUCUCCAUUGACCA